GCGCUCGCGCCGCUCACUACAAGCCACCGUGCGCUCCGCUGGCUAGCAAGCGAGGACGAGGCUACACAGAAAUGGCGGUGACGGCAAGGCGAGCAGCAUGAAGUGCUGAUGCAUUGCAUGGAUCGAAGCCUAGGACUGCCAGGACAACGUCGGGAAAAUGGCAAUGACGUCGAUGUAGGAGACUCUUUGUAACCGCCGUUACAAACCUGCAACACCAUCCCGGGAGACUUUUCAUCUUGUCAGCGGAGGAGAGAAUAUCUCACCGGGAGCAUGGCUUCUUACAGCAACCAGUACAUCUUCGGGGAAUUCAGCCCUGAUGAGAUCAAUCAGUUUUUCCUGACUCCGCGAUGUUAUGUUGAGCUUCCGCCGUUCAAUGACAAAGUUCCUUGCGUCAGUCAGUCUUCUGGAACUUACUGCACUCCCGCUGUACCUUAUUUUAUGGAGUCAAUGGGACUGCAGGUUUGCGAAGACUAUCAGCGCAUUGAGUUUGGCGUUGACGAGGUGAUGGAUUCCAAGCCUGUUGGGCUGAACGAUCCUUUGUUCAAGGUGUCGAGCACCCUCAACCCCCAAGCUCCAGAAUUCAUCCUGGGCUGCCAGUCUGCACAGAAGGCCCAACCGUCAUCUCCCCAAGAGGACGAUGUCCCCGAUGGGGCCCACUUCAACUCACUGGAUGGUCCUGACAUGGAGGCCUCGGCCCUGGACAAUCAGUCCUGCCAGGAUAUGGACGGACUCCCUGGCAGCUUGGGGCAGCGAGAGAGGAAGAAAAAGAAAAAGCGUCCGCCGGGUUAUUACAACUACCUGGAUCCAUUUACUGGCAACAGCAGCAGCAGCGCGGCGGACGGGACGCCUAUGGGGGCCCUGGUGAACGGACAUGCGAUGGGCGGCCCCCACCACGGGGCUGAAGAUGUGGACGGCAAGGCAUCGCCGGGGGGAGAACUCUCGACACCCGGACCGGUCUCCACGGCCGCACCGGCAGCUCCCGUCGCGGCAGCCAAGUUUGCCCCUACAGCCACUGCCAAUCAGAGGACUUGUGAUAGCCCUGAUGACUCUUCUUUGGACUUCACAAGUGGAGCUGCCUCUUUAUCGGACGGCAACAAUGCAACUUCCUGCUCUUCAUCCUCCUCUCAAAGCAGAGAGACGACAGAGGGGCCGAGGACUGCAGAUCAGCAGCCAGAUCUUUUGGCUCCCCAGAGCCCCGAACUUUCAGAUACUCCACACAGCCCGCCCUCCAAAUCCCCUCUUCCUCCUUCAGCCGCCGUGGCCGCGCCCUCUGUCGCCACUUGCAUCACGACUACUGAACUGGAGGAGAGCGAGUUUGCGGACAGUGGGGUGGCCAAUCGGCUAGCAGAGCCAGACGCCGCCGUUGGUGCAGAGGAACACCAGGGGGACUGCGAGGGCGGGGAGCAGGCUCAGCGGGCCUCCCCAGACUCUGCUGCCCAGUCGGCGGCGUCUGAGCAGGCCCCCUCGCCUGUGAUUCCAGCUGCACCUGCUGCAAACCCCCCCAAAUCUUGGGCUAGCCUCUUCCACAACUCCAAGCCUCUGCCUGGGGGCCCUCAGGCCUUUGUGGAGGUAAAGCAGGUUGUGGAGGUGGUGCCUCCAUCCCUCGCUACACCAGAGCAGCCUGAGAAAUUUGGGGAGUACAAAGACGGCCCUGUCCACGUUUCAGAGGAUCCAAUGGCCCCUAAACUUGCAGAACUUAUUGAAAAUGUGAAGUUGAUACAUAAACCAGUGUCUUUGCAGCCGAGAGGACUGAUCAACAAGGGAAACUGGUGCUACAUCAACGCUACCCUACAGGCCCUGAUUGCGUGCCCUCCCAUGUACCACAUGUUGAAGUCCAUUCCUCUGCAUAAUGAAACGCAGAGACCCUGCACCUCCACACCCAUGAUGGACAACUUCGUUCGGCUGGUGAACGAGUUCAACAACAUGCCUGUGCCAUCGAAAGCCAAGCAGCAAGCUGUUGGUGAAAAGGCCAUGAAAGACAUUCGGCCUGGUGUUUCCUUUGAACCAACCUACAUUUAUAGACUCCUCACUCUGAUCAAGUCCAGUCUGUCUGAGAAGGGUCGACAAGAGGAUGCGGAGGAGUAUCUUGGCUUCACUCUCAACGGACUGCACGAGGAGAUGCUGGCUUUGAAAAAACUAAUCUCGCCACAAGAGACUCCUACACCCAACGGGCCGGAGUCUCAGCCAGCUGUGGAGGAAGAUGUUGUCGAUAAGGAGGAAGAAGGUAGUGAGGACGAGUGGGAACAAGUUGGACCCAGAAAUAAGACUUCCAUCACUCGCCAAGCGGACUUUGUCCGCACACCCAUCACUGACAUAUUUGGUGGGCACAUCAGAUCGGUGGUGUAUCAACAGAACUCUAAAGAGUCGGCCACUCUGCAGCCUUUCUUCACCCUGCAGCUGGACAUCCAGUCAGAGAAGAUCCGCACUGUCCAGGAGGCUUUAGAGACCUUAGUGGCCCGAGAGUCGGUCCAGGGAUACACCUCUAAAACCAAGCAGGAGAUCGAGAUCAGUCGGAGAGUGACUCUGGAGGAGCUGCCCCCCGUACUGGUGCUCCAUCUCAAGAGAUUUGUUUUUGAAAAGACGGGAGGCUGCCAGAAACUAAUCAAGAACAUUGAUUAUCCCGUUGAUCUGGAAAUCAGCAAAGAUCUCUUGUCCUCUGGAGUAAGGAGCAAAGUUGUGAAAGGCCAAAGAACUUACAGGCUCUUUGCAGUUGUCUAUCACCAUGGGAACAGUGCGACAGGUGGUCAUUACACCACGGACGUCUUCCACAUCGGUCUUAACGGCUGGCUGCGCAUCGACGACCAGGCGGUGAAGGUCAUCCCCCAGUACCAGGUGAUGAAGCAGACUGCAGAGCGCACCGCCUACCUGCUGUACUACCGCCGCGUCGACCUGCUGUAGACACACACGCACGCACAUCCCGACCUACACGCAAGAUCACCCAGAUAUAUUCACAAACGCACACAAAACAUACAUGCUCUAAAUGCACUCGUUGACAGGACAGCAAAUGGACACAUGACAGAAACACACAUAAAACUAACGAACAGGAACACUGCCCAACUUGUUCUCUUUGCAAGAUUUUCCUCUUCUUCCCUCCCGUCCCGCUUUCCUGAGAACCAGCUUUUCCAACACCUUUUUUCCCCAUGGUUUUUUUUUUUUUUUUUUUUUUUUUUGGAGGAGGAAGAGAAACUGGCUGCAUUCACAAAGAUUCCCCUGUGACUGCGCUCUCUUCUCUGUGCACCACUGCUGUUUUUUCGUUUUGUCUUUUUUGUUUUUACUUUUAAAGCAGCGAGGAAAGGACUGUUGAAUAGACCGAGGGGGGGUUUGGGGUUCACGGGUCAGGACCUGAGGCUCUCCUCUGACUGAGCCCACAGCUCGGCUCCGUCGGCAAACGGAGGACUCGCACACAGGAAGAACCAUCUAGCACAGCCUGCAAGUGGACCGCCGGGGUGACUUCUCUUGUUUGAAUAACGUUUUUAAGGAAAUGACCUAGAAAUAUCAGUGUUUUGCCUUUUAGUGAAGGACUGUUUGCCGGAAUUUGCAGCAGUUUAAAAGCCUAAUAAAUUUGCCCUAGUGCAUUGAAAAGGCCCAGCACCAGCAUUAUCACGAGUCUCCUCCCACGGCCGGAUUGUCGUCUUCGCCGCCACCACAAUCUCCUCCUCAUCCAUAUCCUCACUUUUACGAUGCUUUUAAAUCUAGGUACAACUUGAGCCAUCAACAGGAGAAAAGAGUACCGUGAGAACUGAACAACUCCCUUGUUUGAGAGGUCCUCGUUAUGGUAUGUGGGGUUAGAUCUAGAAAGACUAAAAAAUAUAUAUAUAUAUAUGCGCUUUAGACUUUAAUAACAAAUGAGCAUCUGUGCAUAGAGUAUAAACUGAUUGAUCACAUUAUGACAGGCAAAUGAGUAUUUUGCAAAUGAAAUAUAAAAAAACCAAGACAAAUAUCAAAUCUGACUGAAAACUUGUUUGGAUUCUGAAGGACGAAGCUAUUUUUUUAGACUCAGUUAUUGCACGGUAGAUUUGCCAACCAAUCAAGACAUUGCAAAACCUGCCCUUGUUUACUUUGUACAUUUUCCUUCUCUAUCCGUUCUUUCUGUUGUCCAAAGGUUCCAACUGUGUACCGGUGGCUUAUCUGUGUAGUUUUGAGCCACACCACCCCUCUUACCCCCCAAUCUCAGCAGAAAGCGGGGGCUGCCUUAGGUUCAACGUGUAAUGUUUUUUCCACUCGGUGUACAAGUCUCCCCCUCAUCAGGCACCAACAGCAAAUCUAAUGUUUGUGAAGAUUUGGGGGAAUGUACCCGACACACCUCUGUAUUUACUCUGUUGUGGCUCAGCCUUCCCUCUUCGCCGCCGAGGGGAAACUGCGUGUCGAGGGGAAGUGGGACUCGAUCCGUGCGAAGCUCUGUAUGAAACCUCAGACGUGCACAAAAGGAAAUGGUGUUUGCUUUUGUUAAAAGAUGUUGAUUUGUGUUUCUUCCUUUUUUUGGGAUCACUCAUAGAUUUUGAUGAGUUUAGUUUGAGUUACUAAAGAUGUUUUUUUUUUUUUUUUUUUGUCAUUUAUUGGAUGUCCCCAUGCUCUCGCUCCUUUCUGAAAAAUAUGCUUGCAUUUGAAUUGGUGUUUGAAAAAAAAAAAAUUACACAGGCUAAAGCACAACGAAUAAAAUUGAGCUAGUUCUUCGCUUGAUAUUUAUUUCCUUAUUUUGUCAUUUCUUUUAACAAUUGAUUUUUUUUCCCCUUCAAGACCCAUCUCAUUCCCACCACCAGUGUCGGUAUCUAGUAUUAACACUUUAAUAUAUAAUCCGCUCAAGUAUUUCCUCACAGGUAGUUAAUAAAACGUUGUCCACAAGAUAGAUGGAUGUCCCACAUUUUUGCUGCCUCCAUAUUGAAAAGUGCAAAAUAUAAAUCCUCAAUAGCAGAGCUAUUACUAAGUAUUUAAGUCGAAUUAUAACUCUUCCAGUACUUUUAAUAACAAAGAUUAAAUUCUGUCUUCGUCGGACAUUUUGCAAAUUUACUUAAUUCCACACCCAUUAUUUUCCAGACCGUGUAGUCCAAAGCAGCAUUGUGUGGCGCAUGGUUUUCCUCGUCUGUUUCAAAGUCAGAAACCUUUCCCCAUGUAAACCAAAGGACUGCAUUGAUAUUGACGCCACUGCCUUCAAUGUGUAUUUCAACUUUUAUUUUGCCUUCUCCAUCCGACCGUCAGUGAUUCCUUCCACACCAGAGACGCAGGCGUGCCGCUCGUACCGGCGAGGCGUUUUCUGAUUUUACCGUUUCACUUGUGCUGCUGGCUUUGGAGUCGCAGCUUCACUAAUUGUGAUGUUGAUUUUCAUUUUCUUUUGGGAAUGUUUUGGAUUUGGGACUUUGAACGGACACCUUUUGAGCUUUCUGUUGUACAGUUUUAUCUCAAGUCUGGAAAUGUGCUGUUGAAAUGCUUCAUUAAUGUUUCUCUUUUCAGUGAGUGCUCCUAACACUAUUGUCUGCUGAGAAAUGUUGGGAUAUUGACCAAAAAAAAAAAAAAUCUCUAGUCUCUUAAUUUUAAUCCUCUAAGCAUUCUAUUUUGUUAAUUGUUCAAAUAAAGGAUUGUGCAAAAAAGCAGUUUACUUAUGAAGUGCAGUUGAAAAAAACAAAAAAAAACAGGCUUUCUUAUAAUACCCUAAAUAAUGAAAACUGCUCCGUUCUCUACACUCUGGACUGGUCUGCAGAACAAUGUGCACAAUAAACCAAAACGACUAAAGGAUCCA
This is a messenger RNA of Gasterosteus aculeatus aculeatus (three-spined stickleback), 5734 nucleotides long. RefSeq names its product ubiquitin specific peptidase 10 (gene usp10). The record is from RefSeq and is a predicted model, not a curated record. NCBI's taxonomy places the organism in Eukaryota, Metazoa, Chordata, Actinopteri, Perciformes, Gasterosteidae. Gene Ontology annotation, cellular component: cytosol; nucleus. Gene Ontology annotation, molecular function: cysteine-type deubiquitinase activity. Gene Ontology annotation, biological process: regulation of autophagy; protein deubiquitination; DNA damage response, signal transduction by p53 class mediator.